AUGGUCUCAUUCAAGAGCCUCCUCGCUGUUGCUGUUGCGGCUACCAGCGCAGCUGCCUUCCCAUUCGCUAACCUGACAGAGCGAUCUGGCACGGCCUCUAGCACUGGUACCAACAACGGGUUCUACUACUCGUUCUGGACAGACGGAGCUGGGGCUGUCACCUAUACCAACGGUGCUGGCGGUCAAUACAGCGUCCAAUGGAGCGGAAACGCCGGCAACUUUGUCGGUGGAAAAGGAUGGAACCCGGGUGCUGCACGGUUCGUUUCUAGCACUUCAAGUUAUGUCUCCCGACACUUCCUAAAAACCUAUCAGGGCCAUCUCCUUCAGCGGAACAUACAGCCCCAACGGCAACAGGCAAGUCAAAGUAUUCUCAAGUCAAUUCGCGUAGCAUUGAAUACGACCUCGCGCAGUUAUUUGAGCGUCUACGGAUGGACCACCAACCCUCUGAUCGAGUACUACAUCCUGGAAGAUUUCGGCACAUACAACCCAGGAAGCGGUCUUUCUGCCAAAGGAACCGUCACAUCUGACGGUGGAACAUACAACAUCUACCAAACGCAACGAGUCAACCAGCCUUCCAUCCAGGGCACUGCCACCUUCUACCAAUACUGGAGUAUCCGCCAGAGCAAACGUGGCAGCGGUACUGUCACGACUUCGAACCACUUCAACGCCUGGUCUAAGGCCGGAAUGAACCUGGGAAGCCACAACUACCAAAUUGUCGCUACCGAAGGCUACCAGAGCAGCGGCUCUGCCUCGAUUACGGUGUCCGAGGGCACAAGCAGCGGAGGCGGAGGUGGCGGAGGCGGAACGACCACCACUACUACAUCGACCCCUCCCUCUGGCACUGGAGGAGCAUGUGCCGCGCUUUACGGACAGUGCGGAGGCCAGGGAUGGACGGGAGCAACCUGCUGUGCCUCUGGUUCAACCUGCAAAGUUUCCAACGCCUACUACUCGCAGUGCCUCUGA
Mycena indigotica is the source of this 963-nucleotide messenger RNA. RefSeq names its product Endo-1,4-beta-xylanase. Gene Ontology annotation, cellular component: extracellular region. The transcript has 6 exons. Gene Ontology annotation, biological process: xylan catabolic process. The record is from RefSeq and is a predicted model, not a curated record. Gene Ontology annotation, molecular function: hydrolase activity, hydrolyzing O-glycosyl compounds; cellulose binding. Bases 1 to 963 code for a protein of 320 amino acids. NCBI's taxonomy places the organism in Eukaryota, Fungi, Basidiomycota, Agaricomycetes, Agaricales, Mycenaceae.